Messenger RNA from Lingula anatina, 1285 nucleotides. Its product is annotated as dynein heavy chain 3, axonemal-like. NCBI's taxonomy places the organism in Eukaryota, Metazoa, Brachiopoda, Lingulata, Lingulida, Lingulidae. The record is from RefSeq and is a predicted model, not a curated record.
AUGACCAAUAGGCAGUCCUACUCUCCACCAGGAGAGGCUGGGGGACGGGUUGUGUUUUAUUAUUUUCAUUUCCAAAGUUUCUGGACAACACAAAAACUGGUGCAGAAUUGGCCAGAAAAAUAUCUGUGUCAUUUUAAUGAAAAAUUCUGUGUGGCCCUGGUGGUAGACAAGCUUCAGGCUCUGAAUGAUGAACUGGAGGCAAUGACACAGAAGAAGAAGGAGCUGGAAGACAACAUAGAUCUCUGUGAGAAGAAACUGGACAGAGCAGAGAAGCUGAUUGGUGGUCUGGGGGGUGAAAAGACUCGGUGGACAGAAAAUGCCCGUGUUCUUGGCGCCACCUAUAUUAACAUUACAGGUGAUGUGCUGCUGAGUAGUGCGGUGGUGGCAUAUCUGGGGGCAUUUACUGUGGACUUCAGACAGGAUGUGACCAAAGAUUGGCAUGACCACUGUGUGGAGAAGGAAAUCCCAUGUUCUCCAAACUUCUCCCUUAAUGUCACUCUUGGUGAGCCUGUCAAGAUCAGAGCCUGGAACAUUGCUGGCCUUCCAGUGGACAGUUUUAGUGUGGACAAUGGUAUCAUUGUGGCCAACUCCCGUCGCUGGCCACUCAUGAUAGAUCCACAAGGGCAAGCCAACAAGUGGGUGAAGAAUAUGGAGAGGGAAAACAAUAUGAAGAUCAUCAAAUUGUCAGAUCCUGGCUAUGUGAGAACCUUGGAGAAUUCUAUUCAGUUUGGACACCCAGUUCUACUGGAGAAUAUAGGAGAGGAGCUGGAUCCCAUCCUUGAGCCAGUCUUGCAGAAGCUGACCUUCAAAGUUGGUGGUGUGGAGAUGAUGAGACUGGGAGAGAACAUGGUGGAGUACUCUCAGGGCUUCAAGUUCUACAUGACCACCAGGCUGAGGAACCCACAUUAUAUGCCUGAAGUCUCAGUCAAGGUGUGCUUGCUGAACUUCAUGAUCACUCCUAAGGGUCUGGAGGACCAGCUGCUGGGUAUUGUGGCUGCUAAGGAGAAGCCUGAGCUGGAAGAGAAGAAAAAUCAGCUUGUCUUGGAGAGUGCUGCCAACAAAAAGCAGCUCAAGGAAAUUGAGGACAAAAUUUUGGAAGUGCUUUCUAGUUCAGAGGGCAACAUUCUGGAAGAUGAGACAGCCAUCAAGAUCCUGUCCUCCUCCAAGACUCUCUCUGAGGAGAUCUCAGCCAAGCAGGAGAUAGCUAAUGUCACAGAGAAAGAGAUAGAUGAGACAAGGAGCGGGUAUCUCCCAGUGGCUGUUCACUCCUCCAUACUGUUCUUCU